Messenger RNA from Miscanthus lutarioriparius, 3336 nucleotides. The record is from the annotation of a GenBank genome assembly. NCBI's taxonomy places the organism in Eukaryota, Viridiplantae, Streptophyta, Magnoliopsida, Poales, Poaceae.
AUGUUCGCCAAGCGGCUCUUCCACAAGGCACUCGUGCAUCAUCAGGGAGGGGGAGGAUCAGCCUCAGCACCGGCAUCACCUGGGGAUGCCAUCCAAAUGGACGCGCAGAUCUCGACUCACUGCGGGGUGCCCUACACAGCAUCACUGCUCGCCUUCGAUUCCGUCCAGCGCCUCCUCGCUGUCGCAACUCUGGAUGGUAGGAUAAAAAUAUUCGGAGGUGAUAACAUUGAAGGCCUCUUUAUAUCACCAAAGAGUGUGCCAUACAAGUUUUUGCAGUUUAUUACAAACCAGGGGCUUUUGGUUGCAAUUUCCAAUGAAAAUGAAAUCCAGGUAUGGAAUCUUGAGUUCAGGCAACUAUUUUAUUCAUCCCAGUGGGACGUCAACAUUACUGCUUUUGCAGUCAUAGAGGGGACCUUUAUGAUGUACCUUGGAGAUGAGAAUGGUCUUCUCUCUGUAUUGAAGUAUGAUGUAGAUGAUGGGAAGCUUCAAAUAAUGCCAUACAAUGUUCAUAUCCAUUCUUUAAUCGAAAGAGCUGGUGUUUCGUUACAGGAUCCUCAACCUAUUGUUGGAAUACUGAUCCAGCCUGACACUUUUGGGACAAGGUUGCUAAUUGCAUAUGAGAGAGGGUUGUUGGUUCUUUGGGAUGUAUCUGAGGACCGUGCAGUUUCUGUUAGAGGCUACGGGGAUUUACACAUUAAGGGUCAAAUUGAUGGUGCUCAGAGGGAUGCUGGUGAAGAUCAACUAGAUACUACUAUUGAUGACAGUGAAGAAGAAAGAGAAAUUUGCUCUCUUUGUUGGGCAUCGAGAGAGGGCUCAACUGUUGCUGUGGGCUAUAUAACAGGAGACAUACUUCUAUGGGAUAUGACUACAAGAUCGUCUAGACAAGGCAAGCAAAGUGACGUUUCAUCUAAUGUUGUUAAGCUACAGCUGGCCUCAGGGAGUCGUAGGCUUCCUGUUAUUGUCUUGCAUUGGUCUGCUGGGUCAGCAAUACAUUCUACAAAGGGAGGGCAUCUUUUUGUAUAUGGCGGUGAUGAUAUGGGAUCUGAAGAAGUUCUCACGGUUCUUAGCCUGGAAUCGACUGCUGGAUUAGAAUCAGUGAGAUGCAUGUCACGAACAGACCUCAAGCUUGAUGGAUCCUUUGCUGAUAUGAUUCUUAUUCCUGAUACUGGGGUUCCUGAUAAAAGCAGAACUUCUGCACUUUUCAUUUUGACAAAUCCUGGACAGCUGAAUUUUUAUGAUGGUGGUUCUCUAUUUUCUGUGCAAAAUUCAAAAGAGGGAAACCCUCUACCUGAAGCACAGAAAUUUCCAGUUGCAAUUCCUACCAUUGACCCCAACAUAACGGUCGCUAGUCUUUGUUCACUAACCGAAAGUGAAUUUCCAAAUAUUUCAUUGAAGAAAUUUUGUGCUAGGAAAAAUGCUGGGUGUUUCAUACCAGCGAACAUGAAAUGGCCUUUGACUGGUGGGGUUCCAAGUGAGAUGUCGCUGAACGAAGAUCAUGCUGUUGAAAGAAUAUACAUUGCAGGCUACCAAGAUGGUUCUGUGAGAAUAUGGGAUGCAACAUUUCCUGUUUUAAUGCCAAUGUUUGUCUUGCAUGGAAAGGUUGCUGAUGUUAAUUUGGAUGGAGCAAAUGCUUCUGUAUCAUCUCUAGCUUUUUGUUCACUAAACAUGACUUUGGCUGUUGGGACAACAAGUGGUCUGGUGUGCAUCUAUAAACUUCGAGAGCACACUGGGGGUUCAAGCUUUCACUUUGUGAGUGAAUCUAAGCAAGAAGUUCAUGUUGUUCAUCAUGGGAAGGGAUUUCAUUGUUAUGUUGCCUUUUUGUCAUCAAAUUCCUCAGUGCGAUCUCUUUUAUUUACGGCUUCAGGAGAGCUCCUUGCCGCAGGCUAUCAGAACGGCCAGGUGGCAAUGCUUGAUCCAAGUGAGCUAUCAAUUCUAUUCACUGUAGAUGGUGCAUCAGGAACAAAUUCUCCUGUUGUUUCCUUGGGCAUUUACAGUGUUGCGGCAUCUGCUGAAAAAGCAGACCAGUCAAAGAAAGAGAGUCCUCAAAAUGCAAAGUUACCCAGAGAUGUUCUUCUUUCCUUGACAAAGGAUGCUCGUGUUACUGUACUUGACUGCACAACGGGUGUGAUGAUAAAUUCACAUAUCAUACAUCAGAAGCAAUCAUCAGCUAUUUCCAUGUAUGUCAUAGAUGAGAAGCAAACCCAAUUAUCAGAGGACAAAAUUCCAAGUCAAGAUCAGGCAGGAAAAGAGGGCAAGGAUCUUGACAGAAUAGAAACACAAGGAGUUGAAAAGCACCUGAAAAAUGCUUCCCAGCUUUCACACAAUGGUGGUUCAGAUUCACUUGUGGUGUGCUGUGAGGAUGUUUUGUUUUUGUUAUCGCUGGCAUCAUUGAUUCAGGGAAGCAGCAAGCAUCUACAGAAGACGAAACUUACAAAACCUUGUUGCUGGUCAGCAGUUUUCAAGAAUAUGGAUGGCAAAAUUUGUGGGUUGAUAUUAGCUUAUCAGACUGGCAUUAUAGAAAUGAGAUCUGUGCCAGAUCUGGCUAUUGUUGCUGAGAGCUCCUUGAUGUCAUUAUUGAGAUGGAGUUACAAGACAGGCAUGGAUAAAUCAGCGAGCUCCUCAAAUGGACAAAUUACUUUGGUAAAUGGAUCUGAAUUUACAAUUAUCUCUCUUGUGGCCUCAGAGAAUGACUUCAGGAUUCCAGAAUCUCUGCCAUGCCUUCAUGACAAAGUACUUGCAGCAGCUGCUGAAGCAGCUAUUAGUUUCUCAACUGAUCAGAGAAGAAAGCAGAAUCCUGCAGCAGGGAUUAUUGGUGGCUUCAUUAAAGGAAUGAAAGGCAAGGCUGAAGAAAAUGCAAAAAUGAGAGAAAGUUUGACUAUGCAAACUCCAAGUGAACAGUUGGAGUCAAUUUUCUUGAAAGAACCAUUUGCUGAACCUUCAAUACCCGAUCUUGAUGAUCCGAUAGAAGAAUUGUCAAUCGAUGACAUCGAGAUUGACGAUGAAGUACCCGUAGCCCCGGCACGAGCAGCGUCCUCUACAUCCCAAGGGAAUAAGAGAACAGCAGUAGAGGAGGAGAGAGCGAAGCUGUUUGAAGGGUCAAGCAAUGUUGAUAAACCGAGAAUGAGAACUCCCCAGGAAAUUCUAACCAAAUAUAAGUUUGGCGGGGACGCAGCAGCAGCAGCUGCUCAUGCGAAAGAUAAGCUGAUGCAGAGGCAGGAGAAACUGGAGAGAAUAAGCCAACAAACCGCGGAGCUUCAGAAUGGAGCGGAAAACUUUGCUUCCCUAGCGCAGGAGCUUGCUAAAACAAUGGAGAACAAGAAGUGGUGGAAGCUAUAA